UGGAAACACGGUCCCCCGUGUUUGUGGUGGCGCCGAUUUCAACGACAAAAAUACAUAACAGGUUUUGAAGGUAGAUAGAAGUUUUACUUGCUUUUUUUUCACGCUUUUGUAUUACAAAAAGGAAGUCAUGAAGAUCGAGGAAGUGAAAAGCACAACAAAGACCCAGCGCAUCGCAUCUCACAGCCAUGUGAAAGGCCUUGGUUUAGAUGAAGCCGGCAAUGCUAAGCAGUCUUCGUCCGGCCUUGUGGGGCAGGAGACCGCUAGAGAGGCAUGCGGCAUAAUUGUAGAUCUUAUUCGUUCCAAAAAGAUGGCUGGCAGAGCAGUCUUAUUGGCUGGGCCACCUGGAACUGGAAAGACUGCUCUAGCAUUGGCCAUGGCGCAGGAGUUGGGGAAUAAAGUUCCUUUCUGUCCUAUGGUGGGAAGUGAGGUGUACUCAUCAGAAAUCAAGAAGACAGAGGUACUUAUGGAGAACUUCAGGAGAGCUAUUGGUCUGCGAAUUAAAGAGACUAAAGAAGUGUAUGAAGGUGAAGUGACAGAACUGACCCCAUGUGAGACAGAGAAUCCAAUGGGCGGUUAUGGCAAAACUAUUAGUCAUGUCAUCAUCGGCCUGAAGACGGGGAAGGGUACUAAACAGCUCAAGCUCGAUCCCAGUAUCUAUGAGAGUCUGCAAAAGGAGAGGGUGGAGGUUGGUGAUGUCAUCUACAUUGAAGCUAACAGUGGGGCAGUCAAGAGGCAGGGCCGUUGUGACACAUUUGCUACAGAGUUUGACUUGGAGGCUGAAGAAUAUGUGCCACUGCCCAAAGGAGAUGUGCACAAAAAGAAAGAGAUUAUUCAAGAUGUUACGCUUCAUGACCUGGACAUAGCCAAUGCACGACCUCAGGGUGGCCAGGACAUACUUUCUAUGAUGGGUCAACUAAUGAAACCCAAGAAGACUGAGAUCACAGACAAGCUGCGAGGGGAGAUCAAUAAGGUGGUGAACAGGUACAUAGAUCAAGGCGUGGCGGAGCUGGUGCCUGGUGUUCUUUUCAUUGAUGAGGUUCACAUGCUGGAUAUCGAGUGUUUCACGUACCUGCACCGAGCUCUGGAGAGCUCCAUCGCUCCCAUUGUAGUGUUUGCAUCCAACCGAGGAAACUGCCUCAUUAGGGGGACAGAGGAUAUCAGCUCUCCUCAUGGAAUACCGCUCGACCUGUUGGACCGAGUCAUGAUUAUCAGAACCAUGUUGUACACUCCUCAGGAAAUGAAACAGAUCAUUAAAAUCCGAGCUCAAACGGAGGGUAUUAACAUUAGUGAAGAGGCUUUAACUCACCUGGGAGAGAUUGGCACCAAGACUACCCUCAGGUAUGCGGUACAGCUCUUGACUCCUGCCAAUCUGCUGGCCCGAGUUCAGGGGAAGGAAGGCGUAGAGAGAGAGCAUGUGGAAGAAAUUAAUGAGCUCUUCUACGACGCCAAGUCUUCUGCAAAGAUACUGCAGGACCAGCACACCAAGUUUAUGAAAUAAUUCCCUCUUUCAGCCUAUCAACUGCUUGCUCUCUGCCUACAGUUCAGAUCUGCCAGUAAAAUGGCAGAAAUCUUCAGACCAAAUAUUUUGUAGGUCAGCAAAGCCACUCUACUCAUACUACGAUGUAUCUGGUAUUGGAAAAUUAGGAAAAGAUUAAAAAAGAGUAAAUCUUUUCUCACUGGAGUAUUCCUUUAGCCCACCUCCUUUUCAUUGUCCAUUCUUUUUGCUGGGAAUGUUGAGACCUUUUUUAUCUCUUGAGCAGAUACUGUUUGAUACUGUUUGUUUUUAAGAAAAACAAUUUUUGAAUGUUAAAAGCAAUGCAAGAAAUUUAAAUAAACCUCUUUAUAAUCAUCA
Molecule: messenger RNA, 1852 nt
Organism: Electrophorus electricus (electric eel)
Lineage: Eukaryota; Metazoa; Chordata; Actinopteri; Gymnotiformes; Gymnotidae
Gene: ruvbl1
Product: RuvB-like AAA ATPase 1
Molecular function (GO): ATP hydrolysis activity; ATP-dependent activity, acting on DNA; ATP binding
Source: RefSeq, a predicted model, not a curated record